Messenger RNA from Zasmidium cellare ATCC 36951, 1806 nucleotides. RefSeq names its product multicopper oxidase. The record is from RefSeq and is a predicted model, not a curated record. The transcript is spliced from 3 exons. Bases 1 to 1806 code for a protein of 601 amino acids. Gene Ontology annotation, molecular function: copper ion binding; oxidoreductase activity. Lineage: Eukaryota; Fungi; Ascomycota; Dothideomycetes; Mycosphaerellales; Mycosphaerellaceae.
AUGAAAUCGUUCCUUUCUGUCUUCCUCUGGGCGACCAUUGGCCACGCUGCGCUACGAAAAGAAGAACUUACAUUCACCUGGGAAGCCGGAUCACCCAAUGGCCAAACCCGCAACAUGAUCCUCACCAACGGGCAGUUCCCAGGGCCCAACCUCGUUUUCGACGAAGGCGAUCAGGUCGAAGUCACGGUCCACAACCGCAUGCACCAGAACACAACCGUUCAUUGGCAUGGCAUUCUGAUGCAAGAUACGCCGUGGUCGGAUGGUGUGCCCGGUCUGUCCCAGAAACCGAUCGAGCCAGGCGAAAGCUAUGUCUAUCGAUUCACAGCCUUCCCACCUGGCCAGUACUGGUACCACUCGCAUUCGCGAGCGACACUUCUCGAUGGACUUUACGGUUCAAUAUUCAUUCGAAGGAAACCAGGAACGCUCAAUCCUUUCCACAUGAUCAGCGAGGAUCCAGAUGAUGUUGCAGCCAUGGAGCGAGCAGCCAACGAUCCUGUCGUGAUCGUGGCGUCGGACUGGAGCUAUUACAACUCGUCGCAGUACAAGGAGACAUUUGCAAAGAGCCAGCUGCAGAUCUUUUGCGUGGAUAGCAUUUUGAUCAAUGGCAAAGGCAGUGUCUUCUGUCCCGAGCACCAGUGGUUGAUCGAUAUGCAGCUUCCGUUUCAUGAGAAGAGUUGGCCGAAUAACAGCAUCACGGACAAAGGAUGCUUCCCCUUCGUUCCUUCAACAGAAGGACCUUGGCUGAUCGAUGGCGACCCGUCCGUGAUCCCCUUUGGAAUGCAAGAAGGCUGCGUCAAGUCCUGGGGCUCGGAAGAAAUCGUCGAAGUCGACCCCCAAAACAAAUGGGUGGGCAUCAACUGGAUCGGAGCGUCGACUUUCAAGACCCUCCAGCCAUCGAUCGACGAACAUGAAAUGUGGAUCUAUGAAGUCGAUGGCCAUUACAUCGAGCCUGUGAAAGCAACUACAAUGCUUCUAUGGGCAGGAGAACGAUAUUCCGCGAUGAUCAAGUUGGAUAGACGACCGAUGGAUUACUCGAUUCGAGUGAUUGAUGGCGGGUACUCGCAGAUGAUUGGUUCGUUCGGACGGCUGCGAUACAAAGGUGGCGAGAGAGAUUUGGUAGAGCCAGAUCCCUGGUUCAACGUCACUACGACCAGCAUGCCUUGGUUCGGAUACAAUGCCUGGCCAGUUCUCCAAACCACCAUGCUCGACAAGGACAAUCUUGUGCCGUGGCCUGCCAAAGUUCCAGCUCGCCAUUCAGAUGAGAUGCAUCUUCUCCAGCUUGGCAAGGCCAACUCAACGUGGGAGUUCACCUUGGGCGGAAAGAAGAAAUACCCGUCUGAUCGAUCAGCGUACAAGCCACUGCUGUACAACCUCGGCUCUUCUGAGGCGAACGACGAAGACUUGGUUAUUCGUACCAAGAACGAGUCGUGGGUCGACAUCGUACUGCAAGUCGGUCAAGACCCCAUGUGGCCCGUCGACUUCCCGCACCCAAUUCACAAGCACGCCAACAAGUACUGGCGGAUCGGAUCUGGAGAUGGCAUCUGGAACUACGAGUCGGUCGAUGAAGCUAUCGCUACAGAGCCGGCGAACUUCAACCUGGAGAAUCCACCCUACCGUGAUACAUUCUUGACCGACUUUCAAGGUGCCAUGUGGGUGGUCUUGCGAUAUCAGGUCACUACCCCCGGAGCGUGGUUGCUGCAUUGCCAUAUCGAGCUUCACUUGGACAAUGGCAUGGCCAUGGCGAUCUUGGACGGUGUUGACGCUUGGCCAGAGGGUAGCACGGCCAGCUGGGAUGAAGAGCCAUGA